AUGGCAUCUCCGCUCAGACUCGACUUUGUCACUGUUGACGUCUUCACGGGCAAGCAGUACGAAGGCAACCCGCUAGCCAUUGUCCGCAUCCCUCAAAGCGCUAGCGUGACUCAGGAGCAGAAGCAGAGAAUUGCACGUGAAUUCAACCUUUCCGAAACGACCUUCCUACACGAGAACAAGCCCGAUGCAAAGGAUGACAAAUGGCGUGUGGACAUCUUCAUGACAUCCAAAGAGCUGCCCUUUGCCGGUCACCCCACGGUCGGCACGGCAUGUUAUGUCCUCUCGAGAAUCGCAGAGGAACGCGGCAUCACUAAGGGCGUCAUCGAAGCAAAUUUCACCCUCAAGGCUGGCCCUGUCGGGCUCCGGUACGACAUUGCGAGGAAGAGGGCCAAGGCAGCUAUUCCCCACGACGUCCACGUGCAUACGAAGAGAUGGAGUAAGGACGACCUAUUCAAGCUACAACCUGGUCUUGCAGCUGCUUAUGAGCAAAGCCAAAUCAAAACCCAAGACGAUUGUCCUAUUGUUUCCAUUGUCAAAGGCAUGACGUUCAUCCUCGUGGAGCUUGAGAGCGUGGAAAUCCUUGCGAAGGUGUCGUUGGCGGGCCAGAGUAUCGAGAUCGAUGGCUUGGAUCAGGGAUGGGACGACACCUUCAUUGGAACUUACUUCUAUGUGCGGACGGGCAAGAGCGACGGAGGAGCGACGCAACUAAGGACGAGGAUGAUCGAGGGCCCGUUGGAGGAUCCGGCGACAGGCUCAGCAGCGAGCGAUCUGGUUGCUUACCUGUCAUUGAACGAAGGCAAAGCCGGGGAGACGCUCAAGUACGAGCUGGUGCAGGGUGUUGAGAUGGGAAGGAGGAGCGAGAUCUUUAUCGAUGUUGUCAUGGCGAAGAAUGGUGAGAUCGAGACAGUGUACCUCGAAGGCGGAGCGAUCCAGGUGAUGGAGGGAAGAUUGACGGUCUAA
Ascochyta rabiei is the source of this 960-nucleotide messenger RNA. RefSeq lists its product as uncharacterized. The record is from RefSeq and is a predicted model, not a curated record. Gene Ontology annotation, molecular function: isomerase activity. NCBI's taxonomy places the organism in Eukaryota, Fungi, Ascomycota, Dothideomycetes, Pleosporales, Didymellaceae. The coding region runs from base 1 to 960 and encodes 319 amino acids. Gene Ontology annotation, biological process: biosynthetic process. The transcript has a single exon. Gene Ontology annotation, cellular component: cytoplasm.